Entrophospora sp. SA101 is the source of this 277-nucleotide messenger RNA. Lineage: Eukaryota; Fungi; Glomeromycota; Glomeromycetes; Entrophosporales; Entrophosporaceae. The record is from the annotation of a GenBank genome assembly.
AAUGUAUUGUGAUGAUGGAAUAAUUGACCUUUAUAUUCCAAAGUAUGGGUGGGGGAUCGAGUUGCUUAUUGAUGGAGUGGGGAUGAAGGAACACUAUAACAGAUUCAAAGAAGAUGGCAAGUACUCUCUAAUACCAAUGAAAGAUUAUAUCAUCUUAGAUAUAAGACAAACAGUGAUGGCAAAAAAACUUUAUCCUAAAACAUGGUAUGUUGUACCAAACAAUAAUUUUACAAUUUUAACAAUUUUAGAAAAAGGCGAUAAUUUAGAUAGUAUGUGA